CCCAAGGCAGUGAUCAGGAGCCACAAACAAAAUCUGCGGCUCCUCCAACCUCUGCAAACGAUGCGGAAAAUCCCACUGGUGGAAAACUUAUUCCUUCUACCUGGGCAGCUGCCGGCGGGCUCCUCGGUUUGAUUUUGCAUCCAGCGUGUGAAGCAGGAGGAGAGACUCUCCGCAGUCCCACCCCCGGCCGGACUCUGCCCUGCCCUGCCCGGCUGCGCUGCCGCUGUCCCGCUCCCGGCGCUGGCUCCUGGAGCCCCGUGGGACACCGCCGGAGCUCCUGGAUGAGCCGGGGUCCCCUCAGGGGUGGCACGGCCCCCCAGCCCUCCCCGAGCCCCACGCUGGAUCAUGCAGUGCAUCCGGAGGCAGCCCAAGCGCACCGUGUCCCAGGAGAACAUCCUGCUGGAGCAGAGCCGUAGGGUGGCGGCGCUGAAUGGCAUCAGGCUGGGCCUCAAAGAUGACAAGGACCUGAAGUUCCUCCUGAAAGGCAGCCAGCUGCUGAAAGUGAAGUCAAGCUCCUGGAGAAAGGAGCGGUUCUAUAAGCUCCAGGAGGACUGCAAAACCAUAUGGCAGGAGUCAAAGAAGGUGCUGAGAUCCCCAGAGUCACAGAUCUUCUCCAUUGAAGAUAUCCGGGAUGUGAGGUCAGGCCAUAAAACAGAAGGUAUGGAAAAAUACGCCAAGGAUGUCCCAGAGUAUCGCUGCUUUUCCAUCAUCUUCAAAGACCAGCGGAAAAACCUGGACCUCAUUGCGAGUUCAGAGGACGAUGCCAACCACUGGAUUGCUGGCCUUGGGAAAAUCAUAGCCCACAGCAACUCCAUGAACCAGAAACAGAAACUUCAACACUGGAUUCACACCUGCCUGAGGAAAGCUGACAAAAACAAAGACAACAAGAUGAGCCUGAAAGAGCUCAAAGACUUCCUGAAAGAAGUGAACAUUGAAGUCGAUGACUACCAUGCCAAGAAGAUUUUCCAGCCCUGGUGCAGAUUACGGCUGGCCUAUGCCAGAAGGAAAGAAGGUUUUCACUCCUUCUCCCCUCUACGUUUACAGCACUGUGACAAGUCCAAAACAGAGGCUCUGGAGGAUGAUGAGAUAGAGGAAUUUUACAAGAUUCUGACAGAAAGGAAGGAAAUAGACAGCAUCUUCCAAAUGUACUCGAACCCAGAAGGGUUCAUGUCCUGCCAGAACCUGGUGAGGUUUCUCUAUGAGGUGCAGCAGGAAGAAGAUGCUGUUAUUGCUGCCCCUGCCUUAAUUCAGAGAUAUGAGCCCAACGAAAGAGCCAAGAGGGGCAACGCCAUGACCAAGGAUGGUUUCCUGAUGUACCUGCUGUCAGAUGAGGGGAACAUAUUCAACCCCUCCCACCGGAAAGUUUACCAGGACAUGACCCAACCUCUCAGUCACUACUUGGUGUCAUCCUCACACAACACCUAUCUCAUGGAAGACCAGAUCACAGGGCCAAGCAGCACAGAGGCCUAUAUCAGAGCCCUGACCAAAGGCUGUCGCUGUGUGGAGCUGGAUUGCUGGGAUGGCCCCAACUCAGAGCCCGUCAUUUAUCACGGCUACACUCUCACCUCCAAGAUCCUCUUCAGCGAUGUCAUUAAGGCCAUCAAGAACUAUGCAUUCAAAACCUCACCAUACCCCGUCAUCAUCUCCCUGGAGAACCACUGCAGCGUGGAGCAGCAGAAGGUCAUGGCCCAGCACAUGACCACCAUCCUGCAGGACAUGCUCUUGGUUGCCCCAGUCGAUGGAAACAAAUCCCAGUUCCCCUCCCCAGAGCAAUUGAAAGGGAAGAUCCUGGUGAAAGGCAAGAAGCUGAGCAGGCAGGAGGACCCCAUCAAUGGGAACAACAACCUGGAGGCUGAGGAUGUCUCUGAUGAAGAUGAAGCAGCUGAAAUCGAAGAUGAAUCUGUGAAGACCAAGGUAGAGCAGAAGGGAAAGAGUGACACCUUGAAGCUGGCCAAGGAGCUGUCAGACACAGUUGUCUACUGUAAGAGUGUCCACUUUGAAGGCUUUGAUGACCCCAACCAUCCUCGGGCUUUCUACGAGAUGUCGUCGUUCUCGGAGAGCAAAGCUCUGAAACUGGCCCAGGAGUCUGGAACCAGUUUUAUUCACCACAACAUCAGGCACCUGAGCCGUAUCUACCCUGCAGGCUGGAGGACGGAUUCUUCCAACUACAGCCCUGUGGAGCUGUGGAACGUCGGCUGCCAGAUCGUUGCCCUAAAUUUCCAGACAGCAGGCACAGAAAUGGAUGUGUACCAGGGUCGGUUCCAGGACAAUGGGUUUUCUGGGUAUGUCUUAAAGCCGGAAUUCCUCCGGGAUGAACAAACCAAAUUCAAUCCAAAAUCCAUCACAGAAGGAACAUGGGGGACAAAGAAGAAGCUGCUGCUUAAAAUAAUCUCUGGUCAGCAGCUGCCAAAGGUGAACAAAAGCAAAAACUCCAUUGUGGAUCCCAAGGUAACAAUAGAGAUCCACGGUGUCCAGCAGGACAACAACAAGAAGCAGACCAAAGUCAUCGAAAACAAUGGCUUUAACCCAAACUGGAAUGAAGAGUUUACAUUUGACAUAGAGAUCCCUGCACUCGCCUUGGUCCGGUUUGUGGUGGAAGAUUUUGACAUGUCGACCAAGAAUGACUUCAUCGGGCAGUACACCCUUCCCUUCACGAGUCUGAAGCAAGGUUAUCGCCACAUCCAUCUCCUGACCAAGAACGGAGACCCGUACUCCUCCUCCACCCUCUUUGUCUACGUCAAUAUCCAGGACUGUGAUUAGCAGCCUGGCUCCUCCAGGCCACCGUGGGCCUCCUCACAGACCUGGAAGGAAUUCAGUGUGUGAGCCCUGCCAGUGCCAGGGUCAGUCCCCAGCACCUUCCCUGGAGCAGCACUCGGUGCUCCGUAGGACCCCGGUGUGAAACAGCCAUCGACCUUCUCCCUGCUGCUGGAAACAUCCUAAUGCUGCUGUUGAGAUUAAUCCUUUUGUACCUGUUCAACCAAUCCAGCUGUGGUUUUAGUUCACUUUAUUUCGGGUUUUUUUAAUGUUGCUUUUAGCGAGAGGAUAGGGACUCCUUUUUUAGUCUUGGGUUGGGCUCGGUCAGGCAUCUGGGCAAAGCACCCAACAUCUGUACAAGGAGAAGUCUCCCUCAGCACUGCAAUCAGUGGCCUGGUGCCAGGUGGCUUCUUGCAACUGCAGGUGUCAGCCAUCCUUCAGCAUAUGAAGUUCUAAACGGGGACACGAUUCCCCUCCUUUCUGUUACAGAUUAAAAAAGAAAGCUGCACUACAAAGCCCCGUGUUAUGUAACCCGAGUUUCCUUUUGUGUUGUAAUAAAAAAUACAUGAGCACUACUCUGCCUGUGUGCCUGGCUCUCAGCCAGGCCACUUUGCAUUCAAAGCCUAGCUCUCAUCCUGUGGAGGAGAAAGAAGCUGCCGAACAGCAGAUUUCCCUCUGCCCCAAAGUGAAACCCACUCAAAGGGACCUCAGAGAAGGUCUUUUGCCAACCAAAGACAGUGGGAACAUGCUCAACACCCAGCAAGGCUUUUUUUUUUUUUAAUACAGUAAAACUUUCUUUGUGUUUUUACAGUAAAAUGUCAUUUUUUUAACAGAGAGGAAGUAGAUGUUUUAAGUGCUAGCAGGUCCCAGUUGCACUGGAGAAGUAACCCAUCACGAGAGAGUUUUGAGAACAACACAGGAUUUAUGGCAACGAGUGAUUUGUCUUCAAGUAGAACUACAGAAUUAAGGGAAUAUUGAUGAAAUAAAAUAAUAUAUACUUUGAAGAGCCAGCUGUGUUGCUAACAGUAUGUUAGACUAUUAAAAGUUUAAAACAAA
This is a messenger RNA of Taeniopygia guttata (zebra finch), 3810 nucleotides long. It is a transcript of the gene PLCD1, whose product is annotated as phospholipase C delta 1. Gene Ontology annotation, biological process: lipid metabolic process; intracellular signal transduction. Gene Ontology annotation, cellular component: plasma membrane. Lineage: Eukaryota; Metazoa; Chordata; Aves; Passeriformes; Estrildidae. The record is from RefSeq and is a predicted model, not a curated record. Gene Ontology annotation, molecular function: phosphatidylinositol-4,5-bisphosphate phospholipase C activity; calcium ion binding.